Molecule: messenger RNA, 2265 nt
Organism: Thlaspi arvense
Lineage: Eukaryota; Viridiplantae; Streptophyta; Magnoliopsida; Brassicales; Brassicaceae
Source: the annotation of a GenBank genome assembly
AUGGAAUCUGGUCCAGAUCAGCCUCAUAGUGUUUUGUCAAUUCAUACUGGGGCAACUGAUGGAAUUAAUCUACAUGAUAUUCAAAACAACACUCCUAUUGCUUCAUGUCCUUCAGCCUCAGCCCCUGAAUUACGUAAUUUGGGAACUUCUAAUAUUACAAAAGAAUCUGGAGGUUCUUCACAGCCAUUAUUGUCAAUUUCUGGGACACAGCAUCUAGGAACUAGUACUUCAGAACCUUUAUUGAGCACAGGCGAUGCAUUGGAAAAGUAUCAGAUUAUCUCAGAGAAGCUGGAAACUCUGGUGAGCAGUAAUGGUAAAGAUGCUGAUAUCCAGGGACUUAUUGCUGAGGUUCCCCGAAUACUCCUCAGAUGCGUAAGUCGAGAUGAAGCUGCAUUGGCUGUGGCCCAAAAGGUUUUCAAGGGUUUGUAUGAAAGUUCAUCAAACAGUGCACAUGUUGCUGCUCAUCUGGGCAUUCUAGCUGCAAUUCGUGAUGUUAGCAAAUUUGUUGUUAAGGAGCUAACUAGUUGGGUAAUUUACUCUGAUGAGGAUCGAAAAUUCAACAAAGAUAUUACGCUUGGGCUUAUUCAAAGUGAAUUACUGAACCUUGCUGAGUACAAUGUUCAUAUGGCUAAGCUGCUUGAUGCUGGACGGAAUAAGGGUGCAACUGAAUUUGCUAUUUCUCUCAUUCGAACAUUGUUGAAUAGUGAUUCCAGAGUCAUUUCCGAACUUCAUUAUCUUGUUGAUGCAUUGGCAAAGAAUCCUGUUGGCAAUGCUACUGCUACAUUUUCUGUUUCUGCUGGGAAGGACAAUAAUGCCACACAAAUUAAAGAAAAAAAGGCUCCUGAUCACUCUGGAGCUGGCAGGGAAGAAUGUAAUGUUGUUGAGUCAGGAGAAAUGGAUCCUGCUGGUUUUUAUGAGAAGGUUUCCAUGCUUUUCACGGAUUGGUGCAGAUUAUGUGAACUCCCUGGUGCAAAUGAUUCAGCUUUUGCCCAUUAUGUAUUACAAUUGCAGCAAAGUGGUCUGCUUAAAGGGGAUAAUACACAAGAUCGCUUUUUCAACUGCAUCAUGAAAUUCACUAUGUCACACUGCCUGCCUCCUGAGGUGAUUAGUUCUGGGCCUUUGAAAUCACCUCAUGUCCAGCCACUUUCCUUCCUUGCCAUUGAUAUCUAUGCAAAACUUGUUAUUUCAAUUGUUAGGGUAGGUCAAUUUUCUUCAGGUUUUAGUAUUUCUUGCCAAGAUAAAAUGAUUUUUUCCAAGUGCCUUACAUUCUUACAGGUUCUGGCAGUAGCUGUAAAAUUUAUUCAGAAAGAUGCAGAUGAGAGGAAAACAUCUUUCAAUCCAAGGCCAUAUUUUAGACUUUUUAUUAACUGGUUGCUUGAUCUGGGUUCCAUGGACUCUGUCUCUGAUGAUAUUCAGGUUUCAACAGCUUUUGCAAAUGCAUUUCAUGCUUUACAACCACUAAAAGUUCCUGGAUUCAGUCCUCAGUGCAUUUCCCCUAAUAUGAGACUACCGGAUCCAUCUACUCCAAAUUUGAAGAUUGAUCUGCUAACAGAGAUGAGUCAACCUCCACAUAUUCUCUCUGCGGUUGAUGCUGCUCUGAGAGCAAAGCAGAUCAAGGGUGAUGUAGAUGAGUAUCUGAAGACAAGGCCAGAGGAAUCUUCAUUUUUAACUGGAUUAAAGCAGAGAUUGUUGCUUCCACCAGAUGAUGCUGCUCGGGCAGGGACGCGAUAUAAUGUACCAUUGAUUAACUCCCUUGUGCUUUAUGUUGGAACACAGGCCAUUCAGCAGUUGCGGGAAAGGACUCCUCAUGCAGAGUCAACAGCCAAUAGUGCUCCAUUAGCAGUGUUCUUAGUUGGAGCUGCCUUGGACAUAUUUGAGAUUUUGAUGAUUGAUCUAGAUACGGAGGGGCGCUACCAUGUUUUGAAUGCGAUUGCUAACCAACUGCGUUACCCAAACAACCAUACUCACUACUUCUCUUUCAUUAUCCUUUACCUAUUUGGUGAAUCAAAGCAGGAAAUUAUUCAGGAACAAAUCACGAGAGUGCUAUUUGAACGCCUAAUCGCUAACCAACCUCAUCCAUGGGGACUCUUGAUUGUUAUCAUUGAAUUGAUUAAGAAUCCUACGUACAACUUUUGGAGCCAUUCUUUUACAAGGUGUGCACCAGAGAUUGAGAAAAUAUUUGAAUCUGUCUUGAGAUCAUGCAGGGGUGCGAAACCUUUGGAUGAAAGUGUUGUCACAGGUGGAGUGAUGCCCGACUUGCACUGA